CGCGGGCUCUGCUGUGGCAGCACGACCCCCCCCUCCUGCCGACACCACGCUGUGCCACCCCCCGCCACCUGAUGCCUGGGGACUGCCUGCCCUCACCUUGACAGGUGGCAGCGGGUGACACGGGGCGGCGUGGGUCCCCUGGCCUGCGCCGGCGCACCCCAUGGCGGUCCCCUUGGCCGCCUGUCUGUGGCUGAUGCGCCUGGCCACCUGCCUGGCCGCCGGGCACGGCAUGGCUGGCAAGAAGGAGAUCAGCACGGAUGGGGACCUGGUGAUCGGGGGCCUCUUCCCCGUCCACGAGAAAGGAGUGGGGACCGAAGACUGCGGCAAGAUCAACGAGCACCGGGGCAUCCAGCGCCUGGAGGCCAUGCUCUUCGCCCUGGACGAGAUCAACAAGGACGGGAGCAUCCUGCCAGGGGUGAAGCUGGGCGCCCACAUCCUCGACACCUGCUCCAAGGACACCUACGCCCUCGAGCAGUCCCUCGACUUUGUCCGUGCCUCCCUCACCAGGGUGGACGGCUCUGAGCACAUCUGCCCCGACGGCUCCUAUGCCGUCCACGAUGACGUGCCCACUGCCAUCACUGGAGUCAUCGGGGGCUCCUACAGCGACGUUUCCAUCCAGGUGGCCAACCUCCUGCGGCUCUUCCAGAUCCCGCAGAUCAGCUACGCCUCCACCAGUGCCAAGCUCAGCGACAAGUCCCGAUACGACUACUUCGCCCGCACUGUCCCACCAGACUUCUACCAAGCCAAAGCCAUGGCGGAGAUCCUCCGCUUCUUCAACUGGACCUACGUCUCCACCGUGGCCUCGGAGGGUGACUAUGGGGAGACGGGGAUUGAGGCCUUUGAGCAAGAAGCCCGCAUGCGCAACAUCUGCAUCGCCACCUCGGAGAAGGUGGGGCGCUCCAUGAACAAGAAGACCUAUGACGGGGUGGUCCGGGCUCUGCUGCAGAAGCCCAAUGCCAGAGUGGUUGUGCUGUUCACUCGAAGUGAAGACGCCCGGGAGCUGCUGGCGGCUGCCCAGAGAGCCAAUGUGUCCUUCACAUGGGUGGCCAGUGAUGGGUGGGGAGCCCUGGAGAGCGUGGUGGCUGGGAGUGAAGCGGUAGCAGAGGGAGCCAUCACCAUCGAGCUGGCAGCCUACCCCAUUAAGGAGUUUGCUGCCUACUUCCGUAACCUCCACCCCUACAACAACAGCCGAAAUCCCUGGUUUCGGGAGUUUUGGGAGCAGAAGUUCAAGUGCAGCUUCCACACGCAGGACUGUAGCCGGUACUCCCUCAAGACAGGCAAGUUUGAGCCAGAGUCCAAGAUCACGUUUGUGGUCAACGCAGUUUAUGCCAUGGCUCACUCCCUCCACAACAUGCACCAGGCGCUGUGCCCCAAUGCCACCAAGCUCUGCGAUGCCAUGAAGCCCGUCAAUGGCAAGAGGUUCUACAAGGACUUCAUGCUCAAUGUUAAUUUUGACGCUCCAUUCAGGCCAGCAGACACCAACAGUGUUGUUCGAUUUGACCGCUACGGCGAUGGGAUUGGGCGCUACAACAUCUUCAACUAUCACCACAUGGAUGGGCGGUAUCGGUAUCAGAAGGUGGGCUACUGGGCUGAGGGGCUCAUCCUCAACACCAGCCUCAUCCCUUGGGCUGAGACCUCCAUCCCUGUGUCCCAGUGCAGCGACCCCUGCAAGAAGAAUGAGAUAAAGAGCAUGCAGCCUGGUGACAUAUGCUGCUGGAUCUGCAUCCCCUGCCAGCCCUACGAGUACUUGCUGGAUGAGUUCACCUGCAUGGACUGCGGGCUUGGUUACUGGCCCAACGAGACCCUGAAUGGCUGCUAUGAGUUGCCUCAAGAAUACAUCCGCUGGAAAGAUGUCUGGGCCAUUGGGCCUGUCACUAUCUCUUGCCUGGGUUUUAUCUCCACCCUCUUUGUUUUUGGAGUCUUUGUGAAGAACAAUGACACCCCCAUUGUGAAGGCCUCUGGCCGGGAGCUCUGCUACAUUCUGCUGACUGGGGUACUCAUGUGCUAUAGCAUGACCUUCAUCUUCAUUGCAAAGCCCUCCACCGAGGUGUGCACGCUCCGGCGUCUGGGGCUGGGCACGUCCUUUGCCGUCUGCUAUUCAGCCCUCUUGACCAAGACGAAUCGCAUCGCCAGGAUCUUCAGUGGGGUGAAGGAGGGGGUCCAGCGCCCCCGGUUCAUAAGCCCCACAUCGCAGGUGGUCAUCUGCAUGGCCCUCAUCUCUUGCCAGCUGAUCAUCGUCAUCAUUUGGCUGCUGGUGGAGACCCCCGGCACAGGCAAGGAGACCGAGCCUGACAAGAGGUACAUUGUCACCCUCAAGUGCAACAACCGUGACUCCAACAUGCUUAUUUCGCUCACCUACAAUGUCCUCUUGAUUGUCCUCUGCACGGUCUAUGCCUUCAAGACACGGAAAUGCCCUGAAAACUUCAACGAGGCCAAGUUCAUCGGGUUCACCAUGUACACAACCUGCAUCAUCUGGCUGGCCUUCCUGCCCAUCUUCUAUGUGACCUCCAGCGACUACCGAGUCCAGACGACCACCAUGUGCAUCUCAGUGAGCCUCAGCGGGACCGUGGUUCUUGGCUGCCUCUUCACCCCCAAGCUCCACAUCAUACUCUUCCAGCCGCAGAAGAACGUGGCCAGCCACCGCGUGGGCACCACUCGCUUCAGCGUGGCAGCUGCCAGCUCCAGCCAGUCCCACGGUGAGCAAGCCUCUGCCUCGCAGUAUGUGCCCACGGUGUGCAACGGCCGUGAGGUGGUGGACUCCACGACGUCGUCCUUGUGAAGGACCAGGGGAGGCCAGACCACGGUGCUGCUGCUGCUCCUGCGGCACCCGGAUCCCUCCCCAGGGAGAGCAGCGCCCACGGCACAGCCUGCUCGGGGGGCUGGGGGCAACGGGGGGACUCAGCCCCCACCCCAGCACCAGCUACACAUCCCACGCGUUGGGUCACGGUACGUGUCACUCCUCCCUUGCACCGAGCCACGUUACACAUCCCCUGCACUGAGCCGUGGUCAACAUUCCCUCCGUUGUCCCUUGCACUGAGCCAUGGUGAACAUCCCCGGUCUCUUGACCUGAGCCACGGUGCACGACCACCCCCGUCGCCUGCACCGAGCCAUGGUGCAUGUCCCCUCAUCUCUAGCACUGAGCCGUGGUGCACGUCCCCCGUGUCCUUCGCACCGAGCCACGGUGGGCAUCCCCUGCGUCACCCACACUGAGCCGUUGUGCACAUUCCCCCAUCCCCUGCGCUGAGCCCUGCUACACGUCCCCCUGUCCCUUGCACCGGGCCACGCUCCAAGUCCUCCUCAUCCCUUGCACUGAGCUGAGGUGCACAUCAGCCCACCAUCACCUGCUCUGAGCCAUGGUGAACGUCCCCCCCCGCCAUCCCUUGCACUGAGCCAUGGUGAACGUCCUCCUCAUCCUUUGCACUGAGCCCUAGUGCACAGCCCCCGGCCCCCAAACCGAGCUGUGCUGCACGGUCCCCAUCCCCUGCACCAGCCGUGGUGCAUGUCCCCUGCCCCUCGCACCACGCCGUGGUGCACAGCCACACACCCUCUUGCUCAGCCACACUGAGUCACGCUUCGCUUGCACCGAGCCACACCGCGCCGCCUCCCACACCCAGCCUUGUGCCGGCACACGCUGCCCUCACCCCAUUGCCCACCCCUUUCCUGGUGCAGGGUCUUUCACGUCCCUUCCUGUGCCACGCUGUGCCCCAUGUCGUCGUCCCCCCCCCACCCCGGGCCAGUGGAGCCCCCUCCUCCAGGCCCUUUGCACAGUUUCACCUUUUCCUCCUCGUUUUCGGCCCCAGGAAAGCUGCCGAGCGCUGCCGGGCUGGGCCCAAGCCCCCUCCAUCCCUCCCCUCGCUGUGCAUAGCGCUUCUCACCCCUUCCUGCCACGGGGCAGUGGCGGGGGGGGGGGAUGGCCCCGGCCCCCCCACCCCCUCCC
Molecule: messenger RNA, 3937 nt
Organism: Calidris pugnax (ruff)
Lineage: Eukaryota; Metazoa; Chordata; Aves; Charadriiformes; Scolopacidae
Gene: GRM2
Product: glutamate receptor, metabotropic 2
Exons: 5
Coding region: 161-2779 (872 amino acids)
Biological process (GO): G protein-coupled glutamate receptor signaling pathway; regulation of synaptic transmission, glutamatergic
Cellular component (GO): membrane
Molecular function (GO): group II metabotropic glutamate receptor activity
Source: RefSeq, a predicted model, not a curated record